Molecule: messenger RNA, 440 nt
Organism: Colletotrichum acutatum
Lineage: Eukaryota; Fungi; Ascomycota; Sordariomycetes; Glomerellales; Glomerellaceae
Exons: 1
Coding region: 156-392 (78 amino acids)
Source: RefSeq, a predicted model, not a curated record
UCAGUCCAAUUGCAAUAUGCCCCAGGCUGAAGGCGGAAAGGGGGAUCACUGGCGAAGGCACAGGCAUAGGCACAAGAAGCACAGGCACGGGAAGUGAGGGAACAGGCACAUGGUACAAUAGCAGAGUGGCUGGGGGGGCCACCGUAAAAGAGUCCAUGGAAAGGAUCUUUCCGUCCGCCUCGCCUCUCAAGGCUCCAGUCUGGCACUGGCAGGUCUGCGAGUCUUGGUCUUGGGUCUUGGUUCUUGGGUCUUGGGUCUUGGGUCUUGGGGCGAGAGUGGGAUGGGGAUGGGGAAGGGGAUGCAGGCGAGCAGGCCGCAGGGCCGCAGGGCAUCGAUUCCGUGAUGGGCAGAUGGGGCUUCCUUCUGCAGGAACGGGCCAGCCGAAUCCUUAGCCCUUCCUCUUGGGACCAGGACCUCUCUGUGCCUCUUCUCCAGUUUCC